GAAAAAGGAAGAGAAAAAACCCCCACGCCCCUUAGGCUUCCCGGGCUUGGACGCCUGCGGCCCGGCUCAGUCGGAGCUCCAGCCGCAGUGUGCUGGCGGAGGCGUGGUAGGCGCGCCGGGAUGGGGGUCACCGUGGACGUGCACGAGGUGUUCAAGUACCCCUUCGAGCAGGUGGUCGCCAGCUUCCUCCGAAAGUAUCCAAACCCCAUGGAUAAAAAUGUCAUCUCCGUAAAAACUGUGGAGGAAAGAAAAGAUGUGUCAACAGGGAUCAUCUAUAGAAAGAGGAUUGCAGUCUGUCAGAAUGUGGUUCCAGAAAUUUUAAGGAAGGUGAACAUUUUAAAGGUACCUAAUAUCCAGUUAGAAGAGGAAUCAUGGCUCAAUCCUCAGGAAAGGAACAUGGCUAUAAGGAGUCACUGCCUUACAUGGACACAAUAUGCAUCCAUGAAAGAAGAAUCUGUCUUCAGGGAAAGUAUGGAAAAUCCAAAUUGGACAGAGUUCAUUCAGAAAGGCAGGAUUUCAAUCACAGGGGCUGGUUUUCUCAACUGUGUUUUGGAGACUUUUGCUAGUACAUUUUUAAGACAGGGUGUCCAGAAGGGAAUUAGAAUAAUGGAGAUGCUGCUAAAGGAACAGUGUGGUGCCCCCUUAGCCGAAUAAAGAAUCACCAGGAAGUCGUGCUGUGUCUACUUCUGCCUGAGCAUAUUUCCUCGGACACAACACAUCCAAAGACACGGGUUUAGAAAUACAGAUUUAAGGAUGUGGUGUUGGCAGCUUAGAGAAGAGGACACCUUCCUGCUGGCACUUGACGUGAUCCAUGCCCCUGGGAGUCGGCCCCAGAGAGAGGCUCUUGUGUGGCUGACACCUUCUGGCUGAUUCUUAAUGGCACAAGCUCUGCAAUUUUACAAAUAAAGAAAAAAUUCCAGAGAAGGUGAUGUCCAAAGAAAAAAUCCUGGAGAAGCUGAUGUCUGUCCUUCAUCAGGACAUCCUGCUGAUUGCCUGGUGAUGGUGUCAGGGCAGCUAAGGAUGGGCCAGAGGCCUGGAAAGUGCUGCGUGUUUCUACUUGUUCUCUGCAUCAUGGCUUAUAGAACUAACAAGAGGAUGCUGGGGCAAAUAAAGUAGUUAAACCUGAUACGUGAUUCUUGGGUGGCCUGAAACAGACAGAAAUACACCAGACCUGUGUUGAAGUUAAGCCAUAUUCAUAGAAAUGUUGAAGAGUCUCAGAAGUCAGGAGCACUUGACUUUUUUUACCCAGCAAUACAACGUACCUGCUACCAGCAUAGCUUUUAUAAUGUGAACUGUGAUUGGUCCUUAACACAACCUGGAGCGGGCAGGGAGGCUGUGGGCUAUCAUCUUGGCUCCUUCUAACUCAUUCUGGGUGGAGCAGGUCAUGUGACCUCUUCGUGUUUUUUUUUUUUUUUUAAACUGGGCAAAUGGGGAUAAUCGGGCACAGCUCUUUCUACUUGUGAUGAUGAAACCAGGGUAUUUGGUGUAAAAGGCUCAAGUCUGGGAGCCGAACGGACAGAAGCGCGUUUGAACAUACGCGCAGCUCCCAGCAGUUCCAUGAUCAUGUACGUAGCUUAAAGUCUUUCUGAUACUCAUUUUUAAAAUUGUAAAACGGGGUUAUAGAGUUAACCUUACGAGGUUGUUGGAACAAUUGGACAACAUGUGAUUAAGUGCCUAGCAUGCUUUUUGGUACACAGAAGUAAAUAGAAGCCAUUAUUAUUAUGUGAAACAGUUUUGGAAAUGUGCUUUUCCAGUGUAAUAUAACGUAGUAUUACUGUUUGAAAAUUAGAUGAUGGUAGUUUGCAUUUCCUAGGAUGGGAAGCCAAAAUGUAAGUAUGCACUAUCUAAACGAAAGCUUGAAGAGAGGCAAUAAUUUGCAAUUCCUUUUAAGAUAAAAAUUGGGCCAUUCCUGGAGAGUCUUGGGGAAAUCUUUUUUUUUAAUGUUUAAAAAUUUUCCAUUUAAUGCACUGAUGAAUUUCAGACGAAUUGUAUUUUUCUUUCUUCUUUUUUUUUUAAAUACAAGCCAGCUACUGUGGGCUCCUCUUAUGGUAUUUGAGCUGUUUGUGCUGCCUGAGUUUUGUGUCUCAGGAUAAUUUCCCUUCAUUUCCUUAGUGUUUCAUUCUUUGGUUGGAUUCAGAGGGAAAAUGAAUGAUGGAAAUCGGAACAUGCUUUGACCUCCUUUUCCAGUUUGUAAACGUAGGUUUUUGGAAUAAUGGAACAUUUCCAAAAGUAAAAAAGCUAAUGUGAGUUAUCAUGGAGGUGAGAGGUGGGAAACCAGUAUUUGGAAGUUGAUGUUAGAAUAAUCAUUACUUUGGGAGUUCCCUAGUGGUCUGGUGGUUAGGAUUCCACACUUUCACUGCCAUGGCUUGGGUUCAGUUCCUGAUCAGGGAACUGAGGUCCUGCAAGCUGCAUCGUUUGGCUAGAAAAAAAAAAGAGUAAAUGUAACGCUUCACAUUCGGCAACUUGCAUUCCCUGAAGGCAGGAGUUCUCAGCCUUGGCUGUCCAUUAGAACCACGUGGGAGCUUUCUGCAAGCCUACCCCCGGGGUUUCAUCCCAGAUCUAUAAGUCAGAGUCUCCAGGGGUGGAUCCCAAACAUCAGCUUUUUUUUUUUUUUUGUAAAGCUCCCUAGUGAUUCCAAUGAACAGCUAAGGACACAAACUCUGCAGUGAUUUCUCGGUGAUUUGCAGGUAUUAUCUGAUUCCUUUUUUAACACCUCCAAGGUAGGAAGGUGUCUUUGUAGCAGGAAUUACCGUUAGAGUAAAGCACAGAGAGACUGACUUUAGGCCUUAAUUCCUUACAGCUGGGGCGGCCGAUGCAAACACCUGCAGGGUCUGGCAAGUGAUCUGGUGCAUGAAGCAGGCUGGUGGACCCUAGGGAGACCCCAGGAAUAUGUGGCUGGCCAAAGGUGGGCAGCUGCCACCCAGUUCAGCACACUGCUGCCAAGUGGCUGGUUUUUCUAGUUCUUCUAAUUUCCAAUUUUAUGGGAAAGGAUAGAAUU
This is a messenger RNA of Odocoileus virginianus texanus, 2998 nucleotides long. It is a transcript of the gene PRELID2, whose product is annotated as PRELI domain containing 2. Gene Ontology annotation, cellular component: mitochondrial intermembrane space. Lineage: Eukaryota; Metazoa; Chordata; Mammalia; Artiodactyla; Cervidae. Gene Ontology annotation, biological process: phospholipid transport. The record is from RefSeq and is a predicted model, not a curated record. Gene Ontology annotation, molecular function: phosphatidic acid transfer activity.